Molecule: messenger RNA, 1686 nt
Organism: Trypanosoma cruzi
Lineage: Eukaryota; Euglenozoa; Kinetoplastea; Trypanosomatida; Trypanosomatidae
Exons: 1
Coding region: 1-1686 (561 amino acids)
Cellular component (GO): FACT complex
Molecular function (GO): histone binding; nucleosome binding
Source: RefSeq, a predicted model, not a curated record
AUGUCCAGCUUGACAGGUGUUGCUGUGGCCACCAAUACGCUGCCGGUUGAAAACUGGGGUGCCCUUAGGUGGACCACGCGUCAGCAGCAGCGCAAAAAGUCGAAUGCGAACGGUGACAGUGGCGUGGUACUGGCGAAUCCAAAGAAGGAUGGGAAGCCCGAUGGUACGAAUGGCGCCAAUUCGGACGGCGAUGAGGAGGCCCUACUGCAGCUAGUCUCUUUGCCCAAGCCACAGCAUCACAGCAGUGGAACACCUGCGAGUGUGGUGGAGAAGCCCAUUGUUAGUAUCCCCGUUUCCCUCAUUGCAAGUGCUUCUGCAACGACAAAGAACGAUCUUUCACUCACCUUGCGUCCACAGUCCUCUGUGACAACGACACAGAGUGGAGGAGGUGUGGCAGUGGAAUUGACUUCCAUUCGUUUUGCGAUUCCCAACGUGUGCGUCGAUCACGAACAGACGGAAGAGGCAGGACGCGAGAUACUCGCUGAAACGCAGGAAGCGAUUAAAAAGUACCAGUCCCGUCUCCUUGGUGAGGUUGGUUCUGCUGCCAAUGAGGGGACGGAUAAUCAGUUGCUUAUGAUGAUGGCUGGUAGAAAUCGUGAGGAUGAGCGUAUCGUUGCGGUGAUGGAUGAUAUCACCUUUUCGUAUCCGUCUGGGCGCUACAAACUUAUUCUGUCGAACUACUCCUUGGUGCUGGAGGAGAAGAAGCGUGGGGCGGCAGGGAGUGGUGGAGUUGCACCUUUUGCACCGCUUAGCGAUAUUCUGCAGUUGUAUCUCUGUGACAUUCCAGACAGCGGUUCUGGGGAACAGGAAAACGAGGAACUCGCGCAAUACGUCGUUAUAAUCCUGCGCAAUCCAUUGAAGGUGCGUACCACGACGUACAGGCACAUUGUUAUUUCUUGUCCCGCUGGAUUUGCCCUUGACGAGGCACACCCGUGGCGGUGCCAGUUGGAAACACAGGAAGAGAUUGACAGUUUCCUUGCGACGCUGCCCCACAACCAAAGCAAUUCUUCAGCCGCACCCACGGCAACGGUAAAAAGUGAGGAGGGAAGCAAGAAAAUCAAGAAUACCUUCGCACCAAUGAUGUCGGGACGUGUAAGUGAAAUUCUCAUUCGGGUUUUGAAGGCUUUAACGGGUGUGACUGCGCUUGGUGGAUUCAACAAGGAGUACCAAACGAGCAGGGGAUACUCCGUGCUCCGCUGCUUACACCAGGGCGCUCAUGGACUUCUCUUUGUUCUGCACUCUGCCCUUCUUUUUCUUCAUCGUCCCGUCACACGCGCGCUGUUUAGCCAAGUCUCACACGUGGAGGUGGAUGAGUCAGAAGGUGGCAGUGCGACGUUUCAAAUGGUGGUUUACGGCCAAUUUGGCAAGCAUACCGGCACCACAACGGAGAAUAAACUUGUCUUCUCGGCUCUGGACAAGCGUGAAAAGGCGGCUUUGUUGGCGUAUCUUGAGAAGAAAGUCACGGUGCGGCGAAUCGGUUUGUCUAUGGAAGACGAAGAAGACGAAGCGGAGGACGAUGAUGACGAAGAAGAGGAAGAAAGCGACGACAAUGAUGACGAUGAUGACGAGGAGGAUGAAAGCGAUCGCGAAAAGAGGUCUCAUAAACGUUCACGCCACAAGAAGGAAAAGCAUAAGAAGCAACAUCACCACAAUAAGCAUAAAAAACACAAGAAGGAAAGAGAAUGA